Messenger RNA from Klebsormidium nitens, 6561 nucleotides. The record is from the annotation of a GenBank genome assembly. NCBI's taxonomy places the organism in Eukaryota, Viridiplantae, Streptophyta, Klebsormidiophyceae, Klebsormidiales, Klebsormidiaceae.
AGCAGCCCCGGCACCUAGCUUUGGUGCCGCUUACGGCACCGUGCUGAUGGUACUCAGCUCGCAAUGGCACCUUUUGGUGCAUUCAUGGCACCCUGCAGCUGCCAUCCACUUGGCUUUCUCUGCUUCUAUGCUGACUCAAUUGGCCAGGGACUUGAGUCAGCUGGCUUGCAUGGAGCUUGACUCACCUGGCUUGGAGCUUCAUUCAGCUAGUCUGGAGCAUUUCUGCAAAGUUGCUAAACAGUGUAUCUCCAUACGUCCUCACGCUGUUAAGGGAAGAGAGGCUGCCCUCAUCAGCCAGGGAUUUAUGGUGUGCAACCUUGUUUCAAAUGCAAUUGGGUUCUCUUGGAACAUGGCGAGGACUCGCCCCCCCGGAAGGACCAAGUCUGAUCACUGGGUUCGUCAGGCGGCACGACAUGCGUGCCCCGCAGACGACAGAGACUGCAUUACAAUCAGCGCCGAGAAGCAGGAGGCUCUCAUCGCUGCUGUCAACACGCGAGGCGAGGCUGAACCUACCCUGUGCCACCGGCGGCGCCAGGAGUUCGAGGGGGUGCAAGCUGCUUGUGGAUCCUCGCCAUUCCGUCCUGAGGGCGAGCCCAUGCUGGGACAUGCUCAAGUAGCUUCCAAGCGGCCCUCCCUCGAGGACCCAUCGCUCGACGCGUGUGCUGCUCAGGGCGUCAGUCCUACGCACUCCCCCCAAGCUGCCCUCGACAACUCGCAGGACGAUGCCUUUAGCUUCUCUACAAUCCGGGCGCUCGUGAGAGCCGCGCUGACCGGAUCGCCGAAUGAUUCGAAGAGGGGCCAGCGCGUCUUUCGGAAGCAUGCAGGAACGGUGUGCCGUCGCGCUCGGGAGGAGGCUGGCCCUGCCGGCCUUCUGUGGUCGAGAGCCGCUUGGGAGGGCAGCUUGCAUGCAGCGAAGACCGGCCUCGAGUGGCUGGCAGAAACGUCGGAAGUCGUUCUGCUGGACGGUUUCAAGGAGGUGCUGGCUGCGACAAAGAGGGCUCACCUUGAGGGGCUCGAGCAGCCAGCAAGUGCGUCCAGCAGGCCUAGGCAUGCGGCAAGAGAGAAGACGGCUGGCAUGGCUCGCUCCCCAGCUGGCAAUCCUAGAAAGAGAGCGGCUCAGCGCUCUGCACGUUCACUUGGCAAACCCGCAGACCAAGAUGAUCUGCAUACUCUUCAAUGUAACAAGUGUGGCGCCACUGCGGAGUUUGCUCUUCGGGGCAGCAAGGAAGGGGGGCAAGUCAAGUACUUUUGCGCAGAGCAUGGCGGUUCCAACGGCUGUUUCCGCGUUGACAGGGACCGUGCAGCUUGGGCGCAGAACCAGGCUGAUCUGCGCAAGUUGAGGGCAGAAGUAGCCAGGCUCGGAAAAGAGCUACGGCAAAUGGGAGGGGGAUCGCCCGCCCCUGAACAUACCUGCAGCCAGUCAGCAUGCCACGAGCCCUGGCAAAGUGAACCGUACUGGGAUACGUCGCCCAAACCCAGAUGCCUCUUAGUAAAGCUGCUGAUGAUUGGUGGAGUCGAGAGCAAUCCCGGACCUGCAUCAGAUGAGAUGAGCCCGGACAGGGCCAGCCCGGCAGCGCCUGGCGGGCCCAUCCCAGAAGAUGACGUCAGCGCCGCUCGAGCUGCUCCCCAGCUGCCGUCCCUUGAGGACCUGAUUGCCGAGGCACUGGAGGAAGCCCGGGAGAAAGAUGGAGCGGGAGACGGGGGGGAGAGGCUCCUCAAGAGCACAGACAAGGCCAGCCGGCGCAGGUCGCGGAGGAUCGAUGACGAUCCGGAGGAGGAAGGUCCGCAGUCUUUGCAAAGACGCAGGGUGGUUUUCCUUGAGGACGAUGACGAGGAAGACGGUGGGGAAGUUCCGACGGCCCCGCCUCCUUCAACUGCGGAGGGACGCGAAGCUGAACCUACACAGCCACCGGCGUCAGCUGCUGGCGGAUCGGGGAUGGUCGGUGGCCAGAAACGGUCUUCAGACUGGAGGAGCCCCAUGGUCAACUCCAGAGCUGGUGCCAAGCCCAGAUCGGGAGCUCCCAGGGAGGCUGGUUCGGAGCCGUUCCAACUCGAUGCUGCACACGGUCAGGCCCCCAACCCGACGGCAGCCGGUGAGGAGGCAGAGGAGCUGACGCCGGCGGGCACCCUGGAGGCGGAGCCGACGCCGGCGGACAGACUGGAGGAGGAGCCGGUGCCACCGGAUGAGGAGGAUAGGGGCCGGCCCGUCGAACGAAGCGCAGAAGAACGGGCUGCGCAGCGAAUGUCAACGUCCGUCGGCCCUGGAGCGCAUAAGGGCAAGCAUGCUGCCAAAAAGAAGCGCAAGAAGAAAGCGCAGCCUGCUGCCAACGUGGACCGGGAAGCAGCAGCAGAGGCCGUUGCAUCCCACCGACGGACUUUGGAGAGUCUCACCAGGGUUGCAGGGGUUGCCACAGUGUCCGCUGCCGGUCAGGGCGCUGGGCAACCCCCGAGGCACCAGACGGACAUGCGCGACUUUGCUCCGCUGCCGCCAACUACUCCAACGCCUUUGGUGACUGCCGCUCCGAUUCCGAACGUGGGUGAGCUCCACAUACGUGUGCAAGAGAAGUGGGCAGCGGACGCGGCCGCCGCGCAAGCAGAAAGGCUCAAGGUGUACGGACGUCAGCGUCCCCUCGGUCAGCACACCCGGCCGGUUGGAAACGAGCAACCCGUAGCGGACCAGGCCCCCUCUGAGCCCCUCUCCAACCCAAACCAGUCCCCACAGUCCCCUCAGCCCACUCAGCCCCUCGCACCUUCGGAUCAGCCGUCGGCAUGUGCAAUUGAGGAGCCUUCUGCAGCGGAUGAUCAGCCCAACUCUCCGGGCCAGUUCCCUACAGAGCCCUCGAGCCAGCCCUCUAGCCAGCCCUCUGCUCCAGACGCCCCUCUUUCGCUGCCUGCUCUGGAAGACGAGCCCGGAGCGCCGGAUCAGCCAGGCCUCCCCGUGGACCAGCCCACCAUUGGAGGCGGAAUGCGAGACGGGCGUCCGGGCGGCGCUUCGGACCAGCCGGGUCCUGCCCUGGGGGAGCCCGUCGCGGCCGGGCUUGAGCAGCCCUCUACUGGUGACGAGCGCCCUGCAGCGGACAAGCCCGACCCGCCCGACCAGCCCAACCAGCCCGACCAGUCUGAGGCGGAGGAAAUGGGCCCAUGCGAUGCGCGCUGGUGUUCCAAGCUGGUCGCGGCGCUCGAGCACAUGCAAGCUAACGGGCACAAGAUCGCUGUGGCAAAGGACGUCCACGCUGCUGGCGCGAAGUCGUUCUCGAGCUUCAAGGACUUGGAGUCCCUGGUUGCGUAUCGCAAGCAGCUCGGCAGCAGAGCUUUCCUCAACGAGGUCAUCCUCGAUGAGGCAUGCUGGCGCAUCUACUUCGACUUUGACUACAAGGGCGCGGCUGAGGACCCCGACGACUUUAGCAGGCGGCUUGCCAGCUUCCACCAAGUCAGGGACCAGUUCUUGAGCUCGGUCCUGCACGUCUCUCCGGCGGCCGCCAGCUUCCAAUCGAGCGAGGCACACGGCCCCAUUCCCUCGGGGAGUGGCUUUAAGUACAGUGUCCACGAAGUGCUGCGGGGCUACCAUCUGAAGGGGUUAGAGGCGAGGAGGGCGUUCGGAAAGGCGUUCGAGAGCUUUCUUAACGACCCCCCGGACGAUCUAAAAGUGAGCGUAGAGCUGCUUAGGAAGGACGGCGGCUCCGACUACCUCUGGGACGCUUCCGUUUAUAGCAAGAACCGGUGCUUCAGGAUGCUCCACUCCUCAAAGCUUGGGGACCCUUUCCGCUCUCUCGUUCCCUCAGAAGGCAGCUCCCCCAAACUCGCCGACCACCUGGUUUGUCUCUACUCGGAGGAGGAGCUGCUAAUCUCCACGGAGCUUGAUGAUGCUGGCCUCCUCAAUCCGUGGGCGUCCCCCCAAACGGCAGCCCCUGCCGCCCCUGUCCCCACCUCCCGUCAAGGAGCCUUCCGGGAGAGGGCUCUGGACAUUGACGAAGCGUCUACUUCACGGGGGCUGGAAGAGGGCCUCAGCGAGCAGGAGGAGCGCAUCCUCCUCGGUCGCUACCAGGAGGACCACCCAGGUGCGGAGGUCGACCGGGUGGUGCAGGAGCGGCCGGGGCUGUUCUUCGUGCACUUCCGCGCCCCCGAACCGACGUGCUGCAUCGCGGGCAGGCGCCACUCUUCCUUGGGCAACCAGAACCCGUACCUGAUCUAUAAACGGAACGAGCCGCGGGUGGCCCGCUACCAGUGUUUCGCGAAUAGCUGCAGGGGCGAGUGCCGUGUGCUGCCUCUGGACAUGCAGACCAUCUUCGGCUGGACGGAGGACUACGAGGACAACAUGCGCAUGCAGCCCUAUCCAGUCUUCGGGCUCGAGAGGGUCCAGAAGCGGACCAUCCUGGUCUCGGCCAAGAAAGGGGUUGGAAAGUCCAAGGCUUUCAUCAAGUGGCUGAUUGAGAUGGUCAAGAAGAACCCGGAACUCUCUUUCAUUCUGAUCGGAGCCAAUAUCUCCCUCUCUCGCAAGUACUACCAGGAUCUUGUUGAUGCGGGCAUCGAAGGCGUGGUGCUUUACCAGGAGGCGCCGCCUGGAAAGAUUGAGGCGGCGCGCGUUGUCUGCUGCAUCAACAGCAUCCACAGAGUCCGUGCUGGCAUGGACAUAGUCGGUAUGGACGAGAUGGACAUGGUGCUCACGAAUCUCAACUCGGAGGUGAUGAGCAAGCGGAAGCAGGUGCUGUCGUGCUUGGAGGCGGACGUGGCAUCGGCCCGGGUCGUCAUCGGCAUGGACGCCAACAUCGACUGCGCGCGGGUGAUGGAGUACCUGUUCAUGGUGCGUCCGGAUGCGGCCCUCUACACCAUUCGGAACACUGGGCUUUACCCCGCCUCGAGACGUGCGACCAUUCGGAUCUUCCCACCCGAAAGCUCCAUGCUGGCCUGCGUCGACACCGCAGCACGAGAUGUCCUCGAUCGUGUGGCACGAGGCGUGAAAGUUGUGAGCCCGUCCACGACUAAGCGGUACGUCAAGCAUCUCGAGCACUUCUUUCUGGAGGAGAACAAGCCGUCUAAAUCAGACCGGCAGGGCAUAUUCCUUCACGCCGACAAGAAGUCCAAGGAGGACGAGGACUUCUUUCGUCGGGCAAUGGCCGACCCCGACAAAUACCUUGAGGCUGACUGUGUGGCCUUCUCUCCCAAGUUGGGGCCUGGUGUCUCGAAGGAGAGGGCUUAUGCGGAGGAGACUGUCGCUUUUGCUCUGAACAGUCUGCACGGCCCCACCGUCGAGACCUUGCUUCAGCAGCACGCCCGUUUUCGCACGGUUACCGAUUCAACUAUCUAUUACAAGCAGAUUGUUUCCCCCGUUGUUGACCUGCCAAAGACCACAGAGCACGUGUUUCUAGCAAUUGAGCGUGAUGAUAAGCAGCUUGCAAAGAUGCUUGGAGACGUUGCUAGCCUGGAUUUUCUAGAGGGUUCCCGAGCUGUCUGUGAUCGCUCGUCCGCCAGCUGCGUGCUCUAUGCAAACAAUAUCCUGGCAAAGGUGGAGAGCUAUAUCCAGUAUAUCCCGAAGCUGAAGGCGGACCUGGAAAGGCAAGGGUUCCAAGUGUCGAUCGAGUAUAUCGAACCUCAGGUAAAGGGCGCCCCUCCUUCGGAGAUACCUCCUGGUUUUGACGAGGGAGACAACCUCAUAAGCGACGAGGCCUGGCGGGAGAAGUACGUCAUCACUUCUGGCGCAUAUGUGGAGCUGGUCGAGAAGGACGAAGAUCCGAGAGAAGACCUGGACGAGAGACAGAAGGUGCAGAAGUACUUAUACGAAAUGAUUCGGUUUUACAAGGUUGACCCACGCCGUGUCGAUCACGCCUUCUACGGCCUAUAUUGUGCGGACUCCGAGGACGUGAAGGCAACCAAGCAACAGUACGUCAACUAUCUUAUCUUCCGAGGGAACCGAUUUGACGACCUUGCAAUGGGGCUCGACACCGCUCUUCUGAAGGCCGACAGGGAGGGCGUGACCCAGGAGUAUGUGAAGGAGGUCCGCAAGCCCGAAAACCGCGUGCUUUUUGCUGUGCGUGUGUUGGCGUCGCUGCAGGGUUGCAACGAGCCUGAGCUCGACCACGAGGCAGAGCGGUGGGAAGUGUCGGAGGAACGGGUACAAGCAGCAUACGUAAAGUAUAUCGGGGUCAGCGAGCAGCGGCGGAAGACCAUAUUCAACAUGUACAACUUCGUGCAACAGACGAAAAGAGCUUCGAAGUCGAAGAACGGGAAAGAAAGCAAGCAUUGGGGCCAGAAGCGCAAUGCUGUAUUGAACGUUCUCUUUGCAGGUCUGGGAAUUAGAAUGGAGGAAAGGGGAAGAAAGAGCAAUGGAAUAUACCGAUCUCCCCACGUGCUUACGCCUGGACCAUGGAAGGAGGUGCACUCACGGUAUGGCGUGCUACCCGAGAGGCAGUUUGAUAGGUCUGAGGAGGUUUGUAUGAUCGUACCACGGUAGACUUUAAAUGCUGGUUGGAGUUGAUUGAAGGAUAAACUUCCGUGUAAAAGUCGUUUUGCGGCCACUUGUGUAUGCUCAUGCUCGGACCGGUUUCCGAUGUGGCUCUUGCCGUC